AUGGGAUUGCCAAUGAAGAUUCUCAUCAGCGUCGCCGAAUUUUUGCUCGCCAAGAAAACUGUGAAAGUCGCGACGAGCAAAGCCGGCCAAUUUAUUCAGCACAAAUUGACGGGCGGCCACAGCCAAGCGAGCGCUUCGAAAAGCUUGAGCCAACGUUUUGUGCCCUCUUACGGCAAAAUAACGAGCCUGAUCGCCGUCUUAGUGGGCCUCUACUCAUUUUUCAAGUCGGAUAAAAAGAAUACCAAGGAUCAAGAAAGCAAGUCGAAGAAAGGUGAGGACUCCACGAUCGACCAGCUAAAAGCAUUCCUCCACCGUCUUCAAUCGCCUAGCCAAGCUUCGAAA
Messenger RNA from Mesorhabditis spiculigera, 342 nucleotides. Lineage: Eukaryota; Metazoa; Nematoda; Chromadorea; Rhabditida; Rhabditidae. The record is from the annotation of a GenBank genome assembly.